Arctia plantaginis is the source of this 978-nucleotide messenger RNA. Lineage: Eukaryota; Metazoa; Arthropoda; Insecta; Lepidoptera; Erebidae. The record is from the annotation of a GenBank genome assembly.
AUGGAGCUUUACAGAAAUAUAAACAAAAAGACCUUGUUAAAGGUACUUCAGUGUUUAAGCCAAAUUUUGCUUUAUCACACAAUGACUGAGUACUGGAAGUCUCAAGCUAGGAAGUAUUGUGAAUUUUGUAAAUGUUGGUUUGCUGACAACAAAGUUUCCAUAUCAUUCCAUGAGAAUGGAAAACGACACAAGGAAAAUGUUCAGAAGCACAUUUCGACACUUAGUAAGAAAAGUACUAAGGAACUUAAACAAAAGGAAAAAAUGGAUGAUGACAUAAAAAAAAUGGAGGCUGCAGCAAUGGCAGCUUAUUUAAAAGAUGUACAGAAUAAUGCAGAUAUUACGUCACAGAGCAUCAAUGAAAUGGUAGGGCAAACAUUAGCUGGUGAAAGUGAUACUAAAGUUGUAGUAGCCACUCAGACAAAAAAGAAAGCACCUCCCGUAUGGAAUGAAAUAAAAAGUGAAAAUGGAAGUUCUUAUUUCUGGAACACUGUCACAAAUGAGACCACAUGGGACCCUCCUGAUGAAUUUUUAUCAAUUGCUGAUCAGGAAAAGAAAAAAUUGAAGGAUGAGGAACAGGAGAAGAAAAAAGAGAAAUUAAAGAAGACAAAGCAAAAGGAAGCUCAAAAGGAAGUAAUGAAGGAAGUCAAUGCUCACUUAGCAAGAGAGAAAAUGAGAGAGUUAGCUGUGAACAAAGAUGAACCACCGCCAGUUACACUGAACUAUGGACCUGCGCCACGGGCUUUUAAACCGUAUGGCUCGUGGACUCCAGUCGUAAAUGAGAAAGUGGAACAAAUAGAUCUUCAGUUGCCAAAACCCGAGAAAGAGUUGCCGCCGCCUCCAGUAGUCGUCCAACCUGAAAUAAUACAAUUUAAAGAGAAACGAGUGCAGUCCCUGGGCGAUGAACCCGUGGAGUUCAAAAAGCGCAAGUUUAAUAACGCCAAGAGGAAUAUAAGACAAAAAUUAGACGACGACGAUUGA